This is a messenger RNA of Gamsiella multidivaricata, 1389 nucleotides long. RefSeq lists its product as uncharacterized. The coding region runs from base 1 to 1389 and encodes 462 amino acids. The transcript is spliced from 2 exons. The record is from RefSeq and is a predicted model, not a curated record. Lineage: Eukaryota; Fungi; Mortierellomycota; Mortierellomycetes; Mortierellales; Mortierellaceae.
AUGCAAAUGGAGACCUUCCCAGCAGAUAUCUAUGCUACAAGCGCUUCACCUUAUCAUCCAUGGCCACCUGGCGGUUCGCCCUUGCCCUGCCAGCAUGGAUCUGAGAAGGGAUUAGGUUGUGCGCAGUGUAUGAGGUCAUAUGCCUCUUCGCAUGACACAGCGGGGCCAAUCAGAUAUCUACUCGAGGACGAUGAUGAAGAGGAAAAUGAUUUCUUGGACGAUGAUAUUUCAAAGACUGCUGAAAACCAACUGGAGACAGUGUUGAUUUCUACUGCAGAGGUCCCCGAGAACAUAGCCAAGGAGCAAGGGGAAGGUGUAUUGGAGCAAGAGGAAGGUGUAUUGGAGCCCCAGAAUAACGAGGCGGUGUCGGGUGGUGACAGCGACAUAGCCAUUCAUCUGAAGCAGGAUACCGACGUUGCCCCGUCCCUUCCUUUGAUCGAGCUUAUCUUCGAUGACACUCUGUACGAGCUAUUCUAUUCCUCGUCUAAAGCCUUCAAAGCAUCGCACGUAGCAACAUCGGCCCGAGGUACACUCUUGUUUGCCAACAAUAGCUCACUUCUCGACGAGCCACUCUUGGUUCUCUUCACUCAUCUGCGAAAGGACUUGCUUGAGCCCCGCUACGGAGCGGACUCAGCGUAUUACGAACUGGGCAUGGUUUUCAAGGGUCUGGAGGACCUCUGGUUACUUGAGCACGAAGGCGCCGCAUCCAAGUGUUCGCUUGUGAAGCUGGUUCAUCUUUACAUGGACGCGUCGGAAACACAGGGCCAAGAAAUGCUUCUGGAACCAUUCCGCAUCGAGCUGAGUAUUCAAGAGACCUUUCUGUCGCAUUUGAGCCGCUUGGGGAACCGAAGAGAAACCAAGGCACAAUCAAUAUCGCAUGCCGUAGCUGAGGAUGACAUUACGGAUUUGGCAGAGCCAGCGCUAGCAAGUAUGGUGCAUUCGACUCUUGAACAAUACUUCUUUGGUGCAAAGCUUGACGAUUCAUCUAUUUUAACAUCAUCCCGCCCUUAUCUUCUAGAUGUAGUUGCAGCCGUUGAUAGACAGAACGAAAGUUUGAAUUCAGACCAAGUGAUACUAGCCGACACAGGAAUGUCAGAGGAGGGCGCAAGGAUUGAAGACGCUGUCAAUUCUGGAAACGAUAUUCGGGUUCAUAUCGACGAGAAUAUUGAUGUUUCCGAGAUUGACGUUGAUUCCCUAGCCUGUUUUGACGACAAGGCCUAUGAGGAAGACUAUGAGUCUGGCGAGGAGGACGAGCACGGCUCGCCUUCGCCUACGGCUAGGUCGCCCAAGAGAAGUAUUGAAGAGAUGAUCAACCUGCUGGGCGAUGACCUUGUGAACGAGCUCAGCCCUGAUCGUGAAGUCAGUAAGAAGCACAGGGCGGAUGCCUAA